AUGCUUGUAAUUAAUAUAUUAAAAAAUCAAACCAUUUUAAGUUUUGUGAAUCCUUUCAGUGGUUUAAAAAACUAUGAAAUUAUUCAAAAACUUGAAUUAGGAUCAUAUGAUGCUACUGCAAGUGUUAAUGGAACUGUUUACGAAGCUAUUAACGAUCUUUUGGGAUAUAAAAAUUAUAAAGAUAUUCCUAUUGGUGUAAGUCCUGGUUUAGAUUCUGCAUAUUCUGCUCUUAUUGUUAUUAAAGAUAAUGAAACAUUGAUGUUUGUUCAGUUGGGUAAAAAAGAUGUUCGGAAUAGUUGA
Entrophospora candida is the source of this 300-nucleotide messenger RNA. NCBI's taxonomy places the organism in Eukaryota, Fungi, Glomeromycota, Glomeromycetes, Entrophosporales, Entrophosporaceae. The record is from the annotation of a GenBank genome assembly.